GCAUAUCAGAAGUUAGGGCAGCGCGUAGGUGUCCUGUGGCAGCGCGGUCGCGGCUCACGUGUGGUAGCCACACACAGGGGAAUUCAAAGCUUUCUUUGUGUAAAGCUCUAGUUUAUUGAAACCACACAGCUUGUGCCAAGCGGUUCGUCACACCUGCACGAUGCACCAGAUGGAAGUUACGAUGCAGGAUGGUGGGAAGAAUGUCGAGGAACGUGCGGGCGCUACCGGCGUUUGUAAGCGAGAUUUCUACAAGUUCGGCGAACACGUUCGGAUGGAGGAAGAUCAACGCAUUGAAUUCAAGGCACACAAGGACAUCUCCAUCGAAGAGCUGUCGCCAGCUUGCAAGGACCAGCACUCUCGCCAGACAAUCUCAAGAACUAUCUGUGCCUUCUUGAACACUGGGAGAGGUGGGACUAUAUUUCUGGGAAUCCUUGACAAUGGUGAAGUCAACGGUCUCCAUCUCACAGAAUACCAAAAAGACCACUUGGCAUUGAGUCUUGAAACCUUGAUGCAGCGGUACAAGCCAGCUGUCCCAAAACACAUGUACGAGCUGCGGUUUGUUCCAGUCAUCUCUGAGGGUGUGCCAUUGCCAACAAACGAAAGACGCGAGAUGAACAGCAAGGAGAGGUUCAGGCCACACAAAUUGCAGUGUUCGAAGCCAUGCUGGUGUGACGAUGAAGCUACUGCUCAGCUGAGUGUUUGCACUUUGCAAGAUGUCAUCGACAUAACCCGUCAAGAAGUUAAAAGUUACUACUGCUCCAAGACAGACAUUCAAAAGCCCCUAGAGGAAACUUCGACGAGCACAGCAUAGCAUUAGGUAGUACGUUGCAUUGCCAGUAGAGCUUGACAUGCCCCACAUGUGAAGGAAAAGGCCUUGAGGAAGAUUUGCAGCAGUACUUCAAUCAGAUAUACUUGAGCACAUUGCUUUCUGGGGCAUUGAAUAUUGUGCUUCGAAUUUUUAUGUUGCAUUCCAUUGUAUAUGUUCCUUGGCACCAGUCUGACCCGGUGACCUCAGUCUUAUUAAAGGAUUCAUAUUAAGAGGUGGCUCUGUGACAUUUUGACUUAAGUAUAAGAAUAUAAGCGUAUCAUUACUGAAACCAAUAAGCAACAGUAUACCGCAGAGUGUGACCAAUGUCACCACAAGCUAGUCUGGCCUACUCAAUAGUACUCUUUAAGUGUUGAAAUUCUAGUCUUAGGUUCCUAAGCAUAUAGAUUUUCGAAACCUAUGCUGCUCACAUGUAAAAAAAAGGAAAAUAACACCACUUCUUCAUGCUUCCAGGAGUCUGUUUCUACAUUGUUAACUUGCACAAUUUUGUGCUGUGAUGAUGGAAGUAGCUUGCAAAUGGCAGUUGUCCUUAUGAAGUGUGCAAUUUUCCCAAAAUGCUUAUCAAAUUGUAACGUACAAUGCAUUUAACAUAAAUUUGGCAUAUCUUAUUUUUCACAUUAUAUAUUUUUACCUCUUGUGCGAUGUUGUGUUGUGCAAAAUGUAUAUUUUGGUUUGCUUUGAAAGGACUGUUCACUUGUAAACCAACAUAAGACCUCCAAAUUUACACCCCUUAUAUUGUAAAUGCACAUUAUUUAGUAUAAUUAUUUUGUAAACCACAGAUAAUGUGAUUUAAGGAAAAAGAAAUUUUGGUUGUUUACAAGUGUGACCACUUAUUAAACCUCACAACUCUACUUACCCAACAGUCUAGAUUAUUCAGAUCAUCUCCACAAAAUCAACAAGGCGAGGUUUCUAUAUUGUACCGUUGAUUUUAAGUGGAACUUCAGUGCAAGUGCCUGAUGACAGUGCUUCUGCCGAUUAAGGUAGACAUUAUUACUAAAUACUAAACAUAUUGUGUACUUCUUCUAUCACCUUGAGAUUCCUGCAGUGUCUGCAGUACUGCGAACUCACCUUUUCCUCAGCAUCUCCGUUACGUACUUCUUCCCCCGACUUUCUCUUGCCACUGAACGCAAGGAUUACCUUGGGGUUGUCGGUCAUUGCCGGCAAAAAACGAGUUCGCUUGGAACGUGUUCAUGAACUUCUUAAAGAACUAGAGAGUUGUGCAUCAAAACGAGAUCACAGGUGUGAAAUAAAAUAAUGUUUUGUGU
Messenger RNA from Rhipicephalus microplus (southern cattle tick), 2091 nucleotides. RefSeq names its product schlafen-like protein 2. The record is from RefSeq and is a predicted model, not a curated record. NCBI's taxonomy places the organism in Eukaryota, Metazoa, Arthropoda, Arachnida, Ixodida, Ixodidae.